GCCAACGCCAAAACGUUGUUGCGCCACUACUCACUGGCGCGAUGAUGGCCGAGGAGGUGCUCGAAGAGAUCGCGCCCAACGCGGUGCCGAGCUCCCACGAAACGAAUGUGCCGGCCACGGUGACGCGCCUUCCGUCGAUCAACUCGCUCGUUGCACCCGCUGCCGACACAUCGACGCGCGGAAUGAAACCCGUGACGUCCGAGGCGAAGGCCGAGCUCGAGGAGCUGGCAAAGGGCACGCGCCGAGGCACCAUCACAACGCUACUCGCCCAUCUGCGCAAGACGCGCAAGUCGGAGUUGAAGCCACGGAAGUACUACCGCCGGGGCACCAUCUUCCUCGAGCACCUCGAGGCGCAAAAGGUCGCGAAGGGCGUCGACUCCAAGUUUGUUGACACCAUGAAAGCGCACUACGAGAAGAGCCACAUGAGCACGAGCACGAUGAUUGGGCUCUCGAUCUUCCAGAACGGCAACAACCCCGUGAACGACCCGUUCGCAGUCGACAACAUGCCGCUCGAAAUUCAAAUUGGGUUCCGGAAAAAGCUCUUUCGGCUCUUCUCGCUGCAGCUGCUUGUCGUCAUUGGCCUCGACUUCGUGUUCACGUCUGCGCCGGGCUUCGGGUCGUGGUUCAUGAGCCCCUGGAACCUCUUCGGCGUCUUCUGUCUCAUGAUCCUCUCGCUCUUUGCUCUGUACCUCAAAAAGUACAUUUUCCCGCUUAACUUUGGCAUCCUCGCCGUCUACACGGUGUUCCAAGCCAUCUUCCUCGCCGGCGUCGACGCGUACCUCGUGCAGCACGUUAGCCUCUUCGUCUUCAUCUUCACCUUUGUCGUCAUCACGCUCCACAGCGUUCUGUGCACAACGCCGCUGCGGGGGUCGUCCGAUAGCCCCGGACGGCUCCUGAGCUACAUGGUGUCGGUCGCGAUCGCCUUUGGCAUCGUCUUUGUGCUCUCGCUCGUCGUGUUCUUCACGGCGCUCCGCGAGUCUCUCUCGCCACCCAUGAGCGUCACCGAGUACUUGCUAGCGAGCGCGUUCAUUUUGAUUCUUUGCCUCUGGUUUGCCUACGACGCGUCUUGUAUGAACCAGAAGCUGAGCCCGGACGAGUACAUGCAAGGCAUGAUCUUCUUCUACACCGACAUGAUCCUCUUUCUCAUCUUCCUCAGCAUGAUCACGUUCGCCUUCAUGGCCUGCGAGGGUGACGCGUGUUGCUGCGGGUCGGCUGAAAUCUUGCCUGCGUAUCCCGUGGGGAUCGUGGGCGACGCGGCCGGGCCUGUUGCGGAAGGCGACUCGGAGCCCAACCACGACGAGCACGCGCCUGGCGUGGACAACCAGACCAUGGUGCGAUGACGACGCAACGAGUCGAGAAUAGUUUAGGACCCUAGUUGAAUAGCUGUAAUUCAAUGCAUGUGAAUUUGGACGCCUACCUUUGGCGCUGGCAG
Saprolegnia diclina VS20 is the source of this 1432-nucleotide messenger RNA. RefSeq lists its product as hypothetical. The record is from RefSeq and is a predicted model, not a curated record. NCBI's taxonomy places the organism in Eukaryota, Oomycota, Saprolegniomycetes, Saprolegniales, Saprolegniaceae. The coding region runs from base 42 to 1340 and encodes 432 amino acids. The transcript has a single exon.